Molecule: messenger RNA, 2364 nt
Organism: Echinops telfairi (small Madagascar hedgehog)
Lineage: Eukaryota; Metazoa; Chordata; Mammalia; Afrosoricida; Tenrecidae
Gene: SFR1
Product: SWI5 dependent homologous recombination repair protein 1
Exons: 4
Coding region: 103-807 (234 amino acids)
Biological process (GO): positive regulation of DNA-templated transcription; double-strand break repair via homologous recombination
Cellular component (GO): Swi5-Sfr1 complex
Source: RefSeq, a predicted model, not a curated record
AGUCGAUUUGAAUUCUCUUCCGGCGGCCGUCGGGGGAUCUUUCAGCUUCACUUCGAGACUGGGGUCCCUCGAGGGCUAGGAAUUCAAGGCUUCACGCUCAAGAUGGAAAGGCCGUCAGACCCAGCGUUGACGUCACCCACCACGCCACAGGCUUGUGAGAUCCCGCCAUCUCCCCAUACUCAUAGCUCAGGAAAGCAACCUAUGAGUGCAACACUGAGGGAACGAUUAAGAAAAACAAGAUCAUCGUUUCAUUCCUGUUACAGCACCGUGGUCAAACGUCUUAAAGUUGAGGAUGAAGAAAGAGAUGAGAGUUUCUCAGACAAGUCCAUCUCUUCAACAGAUGAAAACUGUUUGGGAUUUCAAGAAAGUGUGAAGCACAGAGGCCGUGAGUUUGAAGAAAGUACAUACUUGAACAGUGCCAUCCAGGACAUCAGUGCACGUGAUGCUACGCCACUUGAUGGUGGGCCAAGCAGUGCUCGCCAAAAUACUUCUGUCCACGAGAACCUUCCCUCCCCAGGAGGGGGACGGGAAGAAAGAGCAAUGUUGGUAAAGCAGAUUCAGGAGAAAGAAGACUUUCUUCGGAGGCUAAAACUAGUCAAAAUGUAUAGAUCGAAGAAUGACCUGUCUCAGAUACAGUUGCUGAUAAAGAAGUGGAGAAGCUGUAGCCAGCUGGUGCUUUAUGAGUUGCAGUCAGCUAUGUCUGAGGAGAACAAGAAACUAAGCCUGACGGAGUUGAUAGACCACUAUGGGUUAGAUGAUCAAUUGCUACACUACAACAGAAACGAAGAAGAAUUUAUAGGUAUUUAAUUCAUAGUUUUUCUGUGACAGUGACAACCUAAAGAAGGUGCUUUCUAACUUUUAAAGGGACAGUAUAUACCAUUGGGGUACUCUGUUACAUAAGUAUAAACUAAGUUCUAAUAUUUCAUAUUUUGAAAUUUAAUAUUUGUAUAAAUUUGCCAAAGAAAACGACAUUUAAAGAAAUGUGAUCAAAACACCAUUAAUUAUGUUUAAAAAAUAAGUUGGACAAUUUCUGGAAUCCCUUUUUAUAGUUGCUUAUUAUGGCAAAAAUAUUUAAUUUCAAAUGUUAAUAAAUGGUCUAGUUGGUAGCUGUCUAAGCCAGUGCUUCCCAAAGUGAGUGGUACUUCCCCCUGGGGGUAAUGCUAGAAUGGUUCAGGCCCUGGAUCAUGAGCUAUAGUACUGGAAUGUUUAUUGCCAGGGGUACAAUGAGUAAUUUAAAAAACUUUUUCUGAAAAGGAGGUAGUUAGGUCAAAUAAAUUUAGGAACUUAAUGAUCUAACCCUAAACAGGUCUUAAAAUGCUGUUCUGAAAAUGCCUACCUCUUUUCCUCAGUUCAUGACCCUUGAUAGAUGCAUUUCUCCAUACUCCAUCUGGAUGCAGAUAAUCCAGCUCAUAUGUCCCAAAUUAUAUUCUUCCCUGCCUCUUUUUGAAGUCGUUUCUCGUAUCCAUUUCAUAUAGUGUGAUGACCAUCUGUUGCUUAUAAGAAGGACUGAUCAUUUCCCACAUCAAAGCUUCAUGGCAUUCAAACUUCCUGCAUCUACUUUCCCAGCGUUAUCUGUGAAACAGAUUACCCGGAGAGUGUCUACCCAGUUCACAGCGAUGCCCCUUCAGACACGCCCCAUCCACAGGCUUGAGUUUCUGACUGCCAGGUUGUACAAUAUUAACUUUUAGCCCAGCUGAGAGUUUGGGAAAGAAAGCCCGUGUUUUUGUGGAUGAAAUUUAUAUGUAAACCUGGGGCAGCAAAGUUGUUGAACUUAAGGAUAAUACGUGCAUUUACAGAAAAGGCAGAGAGGAUGGAGGUUAAAUUAAUCUUUCCAGGGUUCCUCCUUUUGGGUUCUUUUAAAAACAAAAAAUGUACUAAAGGUGGAUCGGUGGGUACUUUUGAAGAAAAGUACUUCCCUACAAGUUGGUAAAUAGCCAGCACCCUGAGGCCUUCCCCACCCUUUCUACCGAGCCCCUCCUCCCUGAUCUAAUAGCCCCUAUCACACAAGAGGGACCUCGGGACCCUGUUCUCAUGUCCGUUCUAAGAGUGUCUGUGAUGGUUAGUUUCAUGUGUCCAAUUAGUGCUCUAGUACUAUAUCUAAUACUACUAUCCAGCACGAAUGUAGGUAUUGCUGUGAAGGCAUUUUGUACGUGUGGUUAACAUGUCCAGUCAGUGGAUUUUGAGUAAAGGGAUGACCCUUGAUUGUGUGGGUGCUUUAAAGGGUAAAAACAGCUUCUCUGAAAGGAAGAAAUGAUGCUUCAAGGCUGCAGCCCUGUCUGCCUGGGUUCCCAGCCUGCUGGCCGCCUCCACAGAUGCUUGACUUGCCAGUCCCCACAAGCAGAUGGGCCAGUUCCUUAAAAUAAU